Phalacrocorax carbo (great cormorant) is the source of this 1026-nucleotide messenger RNA. The record is from RefSeq and is a predicted model, not a curated record. NCBI's taxonomy places the organism in Eukaryota, Metazoa, Chordata, Aves, Suliformes, Phalacrocoracidae.
CCCAGGAAAGGCCGCGGCCGCCCCGGCCAGGCCCCGUCGGGCCCCGCGUGGGGAGGCGGUGCCGCGCAGCCAUGGCGGAGCGGGAGGGCCCCGGGAGCCCUCGGCGGGAGCCCUCGGCGGGCGGGCGGAAGAUGUCCCUGCAGAGAUGCGAAACAUGUAGUGAAGAGGAAGCUAAGUACAGAUGUCCACGGUGCAUGAAAUAUUCGUGCAGUCUACUGUGUGUAAAAAAGCAUAAGCUUGUGCUGAGCUGUAAUGGAGUCAGGGAUAAAACAGCGUUUGUCUCUGUAGAUAAUUUUACUGACUUGAACCUUUUGAGCGAUUAUCGUUUCCUGGAAGAUGUAGGAAGGACAGCUGAUGCUGCUGCUCGAUAUCCUACUGUGCAUAGUCCAGCAACAAAAAAACUUUUAUACUGCUUGAGAAACAAAGCUCGAAGGUGUAAUAUUGACCUGAAAACAUUGCCCGUUGGAUUUACAAAAAGAAGAGAAAAUUCAACAACCUUCAAUUUCAUGGAGAAGAAGUUCUACUGGCAUUUGAAGCUCGUAUUUCCUCACUGUCAUGCUGAAUACACUUUAAAAGGGGUUCCUGAUGAUAAAACUCUCGCUGAUAUCCUUAAGCCUUACAUUGACCCAGUGGAGUCAGAUCCUGUAGUUUGUCAAAGAUUAAAAAUCUAUACAGCGUCUCCUCGGUCAGAUGUACAAAUUUUAAUGAAAGUAGAAAACAGGAAACAAAACUCUGUCAGGUACAAUGAACUGGAUGCCAGUAGAAGCCUCCUAGACAAUUUGAAAGGCAAAGUAAUAAUUGAGUAUCCAACGUUAUUUGUGGUCUUGAAAACACUGAAGAAGGACAUGGUGGUUCUUGGCCAAGAUGCCAGUGAAUCUGCAGAGAACUCGGACAGUGAAAGUUCAUCCCUUUCAUCUAUGGAAGAAGGGGAGAUUCGGGACAGUUCAUGACGGUUCUUUGGGAGAAGAGGGUGGAAAGAGCCUUUUUAUUUUUUUUUAUUAAUUAAAUCCUUUUUUAUACAACUGA